AUGAACAACGGCACAGUGGGAGCGCCGAGGAAUCACAGCAACUAUGUGAUUCCCGGUCUGUAUGACCUCUCCGUCGAGGACACCAACUGGGUCCUGACCUCCUCCUUCAUCAUCUUCACCAUGCAAACGGGUUUCGGUAUGCUGGAGUCCGGUUGUGUAAGCAUCAAGAACGAGGUGAACAUCAUGAUGAAGAACGUGAUCGACAUUGUUCUGGGCGGAUUUACUUACUGGCUCUUCGGCUACGGAAUGAGCUUCGGUCGCGGCCCACUCUCCAAUCCAUUCAUCGCCAUUGGGGACUUCCUGCUGGAUCCACCGGUGGGCGAUGCACUGAUGGGACAGAUUUUUGCCGCCUUCCUGUUCCAACUGUCGUUCGCCACCACGGCCACAACCAUUGUCAGCGGCGCCAUGGCUGAACGCUGCAACUUUAAGGCAUACUGCCUGUUCUCCUUCCUGAACACCGCUGUGUACUGCAUCCCCGCUGGUUGGGUGUGGGGCGAGCACGGAUUCCUCAACAAGCUGGGCGCCGUGGAUAUUGCCGGCAGUGGACCAGUGCAUCUGAUUGGAGGCGCAUCCGCCUUCGCCUCGGCCGCCAUGUUGGGUCCUCGACUGGGUCGUUACUCCGAGGGAUAUGAUCCGCUGCCACUGGGCAAUCCUGUCAACGCGUGUAUGGGUCUGUUUGUCCUCUGGUGGGGCUGGUUGGCCUUCAACUCGGGCAGCACCUAUGGCGUUAGUGGGGCUAAGUGGCAGUACGCAGCACGAGCCGCCGUUAUGACCAUGAUGGGAUCAUUUGGAGGCGGAUUCACCAGCUCCAUCUAUUCCUUUUGGCGCCAUGGGGGCGGCAUGGACAUCAUGGAUCUGAUCAAUGGAGUGCUCGGCUCCCUAGUGUCCAUUACGGCCGGGUGUUUCCUGUACCGCGCCUGGGAAGCUCUCGUAAUCGGAGCCAUUGGCUCGCUUUUUUGCGUCCUGGCCAUGCCGCUCUUUGAUCGUAUGGGCGUGGAUGAUCCGGUGGGAGCCAGUGCUGUGCACGGAGUUUGCGGCAUUUGGGGCGUAAUUGCCGUGGGACUGUUUGCUGAUAAUCCCAUCCCACUGGACACGACCAACGGACGCAGUGGUUUGUUCAAGGGUGGCGGCUGGUAUCUGCUGGGCAUUCAGACGCUCUCGGCGUUAUGCUUAGCCUGUUGGGGCGUCUGCUCCACAUUCCUGCUGCUGUAUGUGAUCAACAAGAUUAUACCCAUUCGCAUGGAUCCACACGAGGAGCUGCUCGGCGCCGAUCUAACGGAGCAUCGGAUUCGGCACUCACAAAUCGGUUUAUCGCGAGCCAUCUCAGCGUUGGCGCCAAUUAAGGUGGAUCUGAAAGAUAUCGCCGGCAUCCAGCCCAUCGGAAUAAAUCCUGGCCACGAGCGGAGCAUAGAUCAGCUGCGAGCGGCAGAGGACAAAUUGCAGCAGUGGCAAUCCUACCUGGAGCAGGUGAGUGGUUCGCGAGCCAAUGUAAAAAUGGACGCCGGUCAAUCGCACGCCGACAUCAACUUCAAGCCCAGGACGGCGGGAAACGUAUUUAACCGUCGUAUCCCUGCCCGGAAGAGCAUAAGUGGUGGCCUGUACAGAUCCAACAACAGCGAGCUACCGGUGAUAGGCUCUGUGAUGGGUCAGAAACCCGAAAAGGAUCCCAACUUUGCCUGGGUGGAUUAAGCCCAUCUAGCAAGUAAAUUGAAGUCACACAUUUUAAGAGAUUUCAAUCACGCAACAGAAAAAUCUGAUGAAAUCAUGCCGCUC
This is a messenger RNA of Drosophila melanogaster (fruit fly), 1773 nucleotides long. RefSeq names its product ammonium transporter (gene Amt). Gene Ontology annotation, cellular component: plasma membrane; membrane. Gene Ontology annotation, biological process: ammonium transmembrane transport. Lineage: Eukaryota; Metazoa; Arthropoda; Insecta; Diptera; Drosophilidae. The transcript is spliced from 3 exons. The record is from RefSeq and is marked reviewed. Gene Ontology annotation, molecular function: ammonium channel activity. Bases 1 to 1689 code for a protein of 562 amino acids.